Mytilus trossulus (common blue mussel) is the source of this 5953-nucleotide messenger RNA. Its product is annotated as ribosomal protein S6 kinase beta-1-like. Gene Ontology annotation, biological process: peptidyl-serine phosphorylation; signal transduction. The record is from RefSeq and is a predicted model, not a curated record. The coding region runs from base 138 to 1601 and encodes 487 amino acids. The transcript is spliced from 16 exons. Lineage: Eukaryota; Metazoa; Mollusca; Bivalvia; Mytilida; Mytilidae. Gene Ontology annotation, molecular function: protein serine/threonine kinase activity; ATP binding.
CGGAAGAGUGUUCCAUGUGAUAUUUUCUACGUCAUUAGGAAUCCCUCGCCUUAGUUCCUAACGUCGUUGUCUGAAUGAAUGUAAAACAAUCCUAAUUUACAAGACAGACAUAUACAGAUUUAUCCAAAUGUAGUAGCAUGGCUGGUGUUUUUGAUCUAGAGCUUCAUGAUACCCCUGAAGGGGAGGAGGAUAUUUCAGACGACGAUUAUUUUGAGCCUGAUGAACCAGGAAACAGUUUUGGUCGAGGAGAGCUUGAAGAUGGAAUGGAAAUGGUUGAAUUAACGGAGAACAAUGUUAACCCGGGACAGAAUAAAACUGGACCAUCAGAUUUUGAACUGCUUAAAGUUCUUGGGAAAGGGGGUUAUGGAAAAGUCUUUCAAGUGAGAAAAAUAUCAGGGUCUGAUAAUGGAAAAAUAUUUGCCAUGAAAGUGUUAAAAAAGGCCUCAAUAGCAAGAAAUGCUAAGGAUCAGGCACAUACGAAGGCAGAAAGAAAUAUUCUGGAAUGUGUUAAGCAUCCUUUUAUAGUUGAUUUAAUGUAUGCAUUUCAAACUGGUGGAAAAUUGUACCUGAUAUUAGAAUAUCUCCCUGGUGGAGAGCUGUUCAUGCAGUUAGAAAGGGAAGGUAUAUUCAUGGAGGACACAGCUUGUUUCUACCUGGCAGAAAUAUUAAUAGCUAUAGAACACUUGCAUUCUCAGGGUAUUAUAUAUAGAGAUCUGAAACCAGAAAACAUUCUUUUAGACGCACAUGGUCAUGUAAAAUUAACAGAUUUUGGUUUAUGUAAAGAAUCUAUAAAUGAUGGAAAUGUAACUCAUACAUUCUGUGGGACCAUAGAAUACAUGGCACCUGAAAUCUUAACACGGAGUGGUCAUGGUAAAGCUGUUGAUUGGUGGAGUUUAGGAGCUUUAAUGUACGACAUGUUAACUGGUGCUCCUCCAUUCACAGCAGAAAAUAGGAAGAAAACAAUUGACAAGAUUUUAAAAGCCAAACUGAGUUUACCUCCAUACCUUACGAAUGAAGCCAGAAAUCUAAUUAAAAAGUUACUAAAGAAGAAUAUAACUGAGAGAUUAGGGGGAGGUCCUGAGGACGCCAAGCCUAUAAGAGUCCAUCCAUUUUUCAGACAUAUAGAUUGGACAGUGUUAGUCAAUAGAAAAGUAGAACCUCCAUUUAAACCCUCAGUUACAAGUGAGUUAGAUGUCAGCCAGUUUGAUACAAAGUUUACCAAGCAGACGCCUGUAGAUUCACCUGACGACACCAUCCUUAGUGAAAGUGCAAAUCAAGUAUUCGUUGGAUUUACUUAUGUGGCACCAUCAGUAUUAGAAGAGCUAAAUAAGCCGUGGAUAUCUGAGAAAGAACCAAGAUCCCCCAGAAAGGUCGGGAACAGCUUUACUAGAGGUGAUAUGAGUCCUGAACAGAAUGCGUUGGUGGAAGGAUUCCGUGUAGCUGGUCAACCUAAUGGCUCUGAAGGAGCUGAAGCAAUGGAUACUACAAUCACUAUACCUAAACGAUCCACAUCACCGGCUAUAGCAACCAAAAAUACAGCUUUCAAGUCUGUUGCAUUCCCAGGAACGUCAAAUAGGCCGCCUCAUCUACGUAUGAAUUGACAUAGGGGCAAAUUAGGACAAUUUUUCAAAUUUUUAAAUAAAAAAUGAUUUUAUUGAUGUAAAUGACUGAUGUUUCAAUUUGUAAUUUAUUUCAAAUGUACAUAUUUAAGAAUCAAUUGUCUAUUUUAAGUUAUUAUUUGCAAAUAUUAGAGUAAUUCUGGAUUUCAAAUGAAUCAUUUUUUGACACAGCAGUAAUUGGGCCAUGAAAAUUUCUGGUGGUGUAUAUAUAUAAAUGUUUACAUUGAGACCUUGAAUUCCAGUGAGGAAAUUUGCUUUAAUGGGAGUAUUAAACAGUCAAGGGAGGUCAAUCUUGAAAAUUAUCAUGUUUUUAUACAGUAUUAUGCACUUGAAGCAUAUCAGGCAUAUUGUCAAAAUUUCAACAAAUGGUUUAUAGCUUUUGGAUAUUUUUUUAGUAAAAUGUGAACAAUUUAUUUUUAUGAAUAAUUAGGAUUUUUAAGUUGAACUGUUUUGUUUUUAAGAUUAAGAAAAUUAUAAAUAAAAAAAAAACAGUAUCUCAUUUUCUUGCAAAAACGCUGGAGUAUCAAUUAAAUUAUGUCUUUCUUUUCAAGAAAUAAUGAAUUUUAAAGCAGUGAGAAGUAAAACAAACAUUAAGAGCCAGUAUUAAUGUGCCAUAUUUUAAUCUUAAUCUUAUAAGGUCAUCAUAUUUGUCCAAUUUAUGUUAGAAGACACUCCCCCUUCAUGCCUCUAGAAGUUAUGCCCAUAGUCUUUCAAUAAGCACCUGGAAUCUAGUUUGUUCCCGAUGACCUUGUAGUAUUUAGAGGUCAUUACUGUUUAUUGGCAGAACAGGUCUGAAACUCAGUGAUGAAAGUUUAAAAUUUACUGUUUUGAGGUAACAAUGGCAGUUAUCUUUUAUCAGAUUCUGUUUUACAAAUUUUACCAAGGUGAAUAAAAAAGAUAGUUUUGUCAUUAAAUUAAUUUCGUUCAAUUAAAACUAAUUGUGAUAAUUAAACAGAGAAUGCACUGAAAUUAUAAGAAUUCAUAGAUAUAGGAAGAUGUGGUGUGAGUGCCAAUGAGACAACUCUCCAUCCAAAUAACACUUUAAAAAGUAAACCAUUAUAGGUUAAAGUACGGCCUUCAACACGGAGCCUUGGCUCACACCGAACAACAAGCUAUAAAGGGCCCCAAAAUUACUAGUGUAAAACCAUUCAAACGGAAAAACCAAUGGUCUAAUCUAUAUAAACAAAAUGUUUACAUUUCUGCAAUAUCAUUCAUUUAUCCAGAAUUACUGAUAGAUUGUGUUCAGCACACCAUGUUUUAUUUGUAUGUACCUCUUUUAUCAGAUCUAUGUUGAUUCACACGUCUCUGUUUUGUAAAUGUUACUAUUUUGUUGUUUUAUUACUGUGACAAAGCCUUUCAUGUUAUUGCGUCAGAAAUUUUAUGUGUUUUAUUAUGAUUCAGACGGGGAAAGGUUUAUUCUUAAACUUAUUGCAGAUCAUGUAGAGAGUUUGUUCAGAAACCCAAUUUAAAUUGGUUUUUAGCAAAAACAGGCUUAAGUUUUAUUGAUAAUUCUGUUAUAAGUGUUAAAGAGCAUUGCUGUAAACUCUUAAGAAUAUGUACAAAACUUUCAGGAACAAACCUUACAAACAUGGACAGUCAGUGUUUUUAUGUACCAUUUUCUUUGUUUAACAGUUUUAACAAAAUACAUAAAGUCUUCAUGAGUUUUGUCUCACUUGUCGAUUCCAAUUGGUUCUGUCUCAAAACAAAUAUCUUGCCAGAAAGUUUUAAGUAGUAUUUGCUCUUUUCCGAAAGAUGGAUCAAGAUAAAAGAGGGGGGAUAGGACCUUUAUCAGAACUCCAGGAUCGGGGGUUUUUAAGUUCGGAAUUUCAGAAUCUGGAAAUCCUUUAUUCAUUCAAUUAAGAUUUCGGGAGUCAGGAUUUACUUUAUCCCCCCUCUUACAACAGGGUUAUUAAUUAUUCCAUUGAAACAUUGAUAUAUUGAAAUAUAAAUGUUUUAAAAGAGAUUGUUUUCUGUUUACAUGGUUUAUACCAACAAAAUAAAAAUAGUAGUAUGAAACUUGUAUGUUUUCUAUUGCAGUAUUCAAGCAAAAAAACCCACAUGAAACAUUAUACAGAGUCCUAAAACAAUUGUUUCUAAUUCUCCAGAACGGAAAAAAAUGUGAAAAUUUUGCAUUAGUAAAUAUUAUUGCUCAAUGCAUUUGCAGUCCCAUUAAGUUUGAACUAUGUUUAAUGUAAAUAAGAUACACUGUAUAUUAUAAUUUAACUGUGAUAAUUAACUUUUUGACAAAAGAUAUUACAAAAAUUUGAUAAUCGGUAGUGAAAUGUCAAAUAUUUUGUAGAUAUUUAAUCAGUUUGAUUUACAAAAUGGGUUUGUAUUGAUAUUGCUCUUCAGUCUCUAGUUAUGAUACCUGUUUGAAAUGCAAUGAUUUUAUAAUCAUAAGAUAUUUUGUUUAAAGGGUAUUUUGGUCGGAUUAAAUUUUGGACCCAAAGAACCAAAAUUUUCAUUUCAAAAGUUACAAAAAAGGUUUAUAACAAGCUGAAUUGGUAGUGCCAAAAAGCUGAAAUAUAGGGAAUCAAGAAAUUUAUUUAUAAAAUAAACCACAAACAAUACAUAUUGAGGUUUAAUGUAUUUUAGUGCCAUUUUUGUUGCAUUCAUUGCAGUCAUUUAUAUAUUAGAUUAGCAGAGUUUCUAAAACCUAUAAUAGCAGUGUUUUAAUUUUCAUAUGUAAACAUAGACUUCUUGUUUAAGCUGCAUUAACAUAAAUAUUCUAUUAGAAUCCAUCUAUUUCUGCAAAAAGUUUUUAACAGAUUUAUGAACUAUAUUUUGUAAUGUAGGAGUAGACUGUUGAAGACCAUUCAUUUUGUUAUAUCUUUUUAUUCAUUGUAAUGUAUAGUUUAGAAAAAAGUUUUAUCAUUAAAAUUUACAGGGUCAAAACUUAAGCUUGUUCUUAUAUGAAAAGUUGCAAUGCUAGGCUUAUGAAUGGGGAAAAAAUAAAAAUAAAAAUGCCUUUCCAGAAUUUAUUUAGUUAUAUAAUAGCAAAGCUUGAAUUGCUAGUUUUAUUUUAUUUACUGUGUCACAUUAUAUAUAUAUAUCAUAUUAUUAUAGUACUUUAUGUUUCAAAAGAGUGAAAACUAAAAUUCUAAAAAAUUCAGCAAGAUUUUAUUAUCACACUUAUAAUUAGUAUGAGAGAUAGAUUGUAUAUCCAGAUUUUGUUUCCGUCUUUUGAUUGUAAUUUUGUUUUUAAAGUAAUUCAGUCUUGAUUUAAUAUAGACUUUGUACAAUAAUCUUGAUUUUCAAUUAUUAGUCACAUAUGUAAUAAAUCGUGCAUAUAUUUCAUACUAAAUGUUUGCUGUUAUUUAUGUUACACUAUUAUCAUUAUUUGAUAGUUUUAGUACCUCACAGAAGUAAAAUUAUUUUGAGACAUAUCUUAGCUAAUACAUGUUAAUCAAUUUUGUUAUUAAGAGAUACAACAAGGAGUAAUUGUUUAAAUAUUUAAAUUUGCAUUUUGUUGAAAAGUCAUUGUAUAUAUUCUCAUUAUAUUAGUUCAAAUCUUAAGCAAAUUUUAUUUCUAUGAUGACCAGUAAGUUUGAUUUUUCAUUAUAGUCAGGAAAGAGAAAACUACUUUUAGAGAAUAUUAAUUAGGCAUUUCUGAAUCUAAAGCUUCAUGGGUAAUAAUUUAAAAAUCUUCUUCUUAACAUUGUGAUUGGCUAACAAUGUCUGAAACAAUGGAAAUAACUAAUGCUUAUCUCUUAACCAAUGAAAUUACCCAUAGAACUUCUGGUCUGGCAGAUUUCUAUAUCAUACAUAACAAACAAGUUUGAAAUUAUUUUUUUGCUUUUGUUCAACUACACAAAUUAAUUCACCCUGAUAACAUAAUAUAAUGCUAUGCUACAAUUUAUAUUUUUUCUGCUGUAAUGAAUAUAAAUUGUUUUUCUGCAGUUAAAAUUAGGCAAACCAGGUCGAGCGCUUAUUUGCUACAGGUGAACAUGUGAAAAUAUAAGCUUUUGUUGGUGAUUUAUUCUCCUUUUAAUAUAAAUUCUUUGAACAAAAGUAUAUUUCGGAGCAAAAGAAAAGAACAGCUUAAUGUAGUGUGGUAAUGCCAAUACAUGUAUUAGCUUUUAUAAGACAUGUAAUAGCUUCUAUAAAACAUGUAAUAAGGACAUAGAAAUGACACAACUUUAACUCUACUUCUAAAUACAAGUUUAAAUCAUUAUUGUACUGUGGUGUCAUACAAAACAACUCUUGAAGUAGAUUUAACAAAAUCAUUGAUAUUAGAAUAUUUAAAAUGUAUGUUUCUGGUUAUUUGAAGAUUUUACAACUAUGUAUGGAAUGUUAACAUUCCUUUCAAAUUGAAUAAAGCGUUGAGACAUUUA